AAAAAACUAUUUUAUGUAAUCAAGCGUUCUUAUCAGAUGCCAGAACUGCUUUUAGGUGUCACUCCAAUGAGCGACGAAGGACCGGUCGACUUAGAUAUUGGAAGAAUUGUGGGUAAACGAUGGCAAAUCUUGGAGAAACUCGGUGAAGGUGGUUGCGGUGCAGUGUUUAAAGUUCAAGAUAUACAAACAUAUGCUAAAGCAGCACUUAAAGCAGAAUCGAAUUUUGUUGCUGGUGGAAGUGUUCUGAAAUUAGAAGUACAGAUAUUACGACGACUAGAAGGACGGCCGUAUAUUGCACAAUUGCUUCAAGCUGCAAAGAAGUCGACCUACUCAUAUAUGGUGAUGACAUUAUUUGGUCAUUCACUGAACUGUCUUCUGCGGAAGUGUGGACAAUGUAGUACAUCAACACAGGUCAGAGUUGGUAUCAAUAUGUUGUACGGUAUAAAACAAUUACAUGAGGUUGGAUUCAUACAUCGCGACGUGAAGCCGGCCAAUUUAGCAGUUGGAAGACGAGGAAAAGAAGCACGAAUAAUUCACAUUCUAGAUUUUGGCUUAUCUCGAGAAUAUAUCAUAAGCGUUGGUGGAGUGGUGAAACUCCGAGAACCAAGACCCAGAGUUCUUUUUCGAGGAACAGUUCGGUACUGCUCGGUGAACGCACAUGCACGAUGUGAACAAGGACGACCCGAUGAUCUAUGGUCAAUGAUUUACGUGCUCGUUGAGUUGAGAGGCCCACUGCCGUGGUGUAGAGUCAAAAAGAAACACAAAGUUGGAAAAAUAAAGAACGAAAUAUCCGAUGAAGAAUUAUUCCAAAACUGUCCAAAAGAACUCGUUGAAAUAGCUGAGCACUUGAGAACAUUGGAUUAUUUCAAAAGACCCGAUUAUUUACUCAUCUACAAUAAAUUUGCAAGCGUCAUGUCACAAUAUCACUACAGGUAUUCACCUUCUGCUAAACAUAAUAUUAGUUUAGCGAUCCAUUUGACUGGGAAGAGACAGUCACCACAACAACUACUACAAAUGCUACUACGAACACCACCAGUAUUCCCAGUAUUCCAGAUAAAGCACACGUGGCUCGGUCGAAAGAAUCGUAAGCUUUAUGGUCAGCUUUGA
Anisakis simplex (herring worm) is the source of this 1107-nucleotide messenger RNA. NCBI's taxonomy places the organism in Eukaryota, Metazoa, Nematoda, Chromadorea, Rhabditida, Anisakidae. The record is from the annotation of a GenBank genome assembly.